Strongylus vulgaris is the source of this 315-nucleotide messenger RNA. NCBI's taxonomy places the organism in Eukaryota, Metazoa, Nematoda, Chromadorea, Rhabditida, Strongylidae. The record is from the annotation of a GenBank genome assembly.
AUGAAGGCUGCGGUGAACAUUGGUAUCUCCCUGUUAGAUCAUGUCCGUAAUGACGAAGUUCGCGCAAGGAAGAAAGUUGCUCCCAUCGUUAAGAAAAUGCCGGAAAAACGACUGCGAUGGUACGAACAUGCGAGUAGAAGAGAUGAGAACCACAUCACAAGAAUGGCUAUGUCUUUAGAGGUUGCUGAGAAAAGACCACGGGGAAGACCAAAGAUAAGGUGGAUGGACAGAAUCAGAGCUGACCUGAAAGAGCUUAGGAUAGACGAACAUCAUGCCUUAAAUCGAGAAUACUGGAGACAAUUGACCAUAGGUUAG